Messenger RNA from Iphiclides podalirius (scarce swallowtail), 333 nucleotides. Lineage: Eukaryota; Metazoa; Arthropoda; Insecta; Lepidoptera; Papilionidae. The record is from the annotation of a GenBank genome assembly.
AUGGGUUUGUUGUUAAUAUAUUGUAGCCACCUGUCCCGAGGAGGGCGCUUGCAGGUACGUCGCUACGUCGUCCACCAUGCAGGCUCGCGGGAGUUCGGGGAGGAACAUAAUACGCUAGAGGGCGCGCAUAUCGCGUGCGGGCUACGCGGCGCCCCGCGUCCGACUGGCGCGAGCACCGCGCCCCCGCCCCGCGCGGGCCCCCCGCCCGACGCCCGCCCCACCCCACAGCACGCGCAGGGCUGUGCGACGCGAGCUUUUCCGAAUUUCAAACGCCGCGUGUUCGAAGACGCAAAAAUUGAGACGCGGCUACACUGCGUCGCAUUUCGAACAUGU